UUGGGAGCAGGAGCAGGCUCGGCCGCAGCCCUGGGAAGGGGGUCCAGGGGGCGGUGGCCCUGGGGAUGGGGAAGGAGCAGGAGCUGCUGGAGGCGGCCCGCACCGGGCACCUCCCGGCCGUGGAGAAGCUGCUGUCCGGGAAGCGGCUUUCCUCGGGCUUCGGGGGUGGCGGCGGCGGCGGCUCCUCCGGGAGCAGCGGCGGCGGCGGCGGCGGCGGCGGCGGCGGCCUCGGGUCCUCUAGCCAUCCCCUCUCCAGUCUGCUCAGCAUCUGGAGAGGGCCAAAUGUGAACUGUGUUGACAGCACUGGCUAUACACCUCUACACCAUGCUGCUUUGAAUGGCCAUAAGGAUGUGGUUGAGGUUCUUUUGAGGAACGAUGCGCUGACCAACGUGGCUGAUUCUAAAGGCUGUUACCCUCUGCACUUGGCAGCCUGGAAAGGAGAUGCCCAGAUAGUGCGGUUGCUCAUCCAUCAAGGGCCCUCACACACCAGAGUCAACGAACAGAAUACUCUUGAGAUCAAAGAAUUCAAAAAGUACGGCCCCUUUGACCCUUAUAUCAAUGCCAAGAACAACGACAACGAGACGGCCCUGCAUUGUGCGGCACAGUACGGCCACACAGAGGUGGUGAAGGUCCUUUUAGAGGAGCUGACGGACCCCACCAUGCGCAACAACAAGUUUGAGACCCCUCUGGACCUGGCCGCGCUGUACGGGAGACUAGAGGUGGUGAAGAUGCUCCUCAAUGCACACCCCAACCUCUUGAGCUGCAACACUAAAAAGCACACCCCUCUGCACCUGGCAGCAAGGAAUGGCCACAAAGCUGUGGUCCAGGUCCUCCUUGACGCCGGCAUGGAUAGCAACUACCAGACGGAGAAGGGCAGUGCUUUGCAUGAGGCUGCUCUGUUUGGCAAGACUGAUGUGGUGCAAAUCCUGCUGGCUGCAGGAAUCGAUGUCAACAUCAAAGAUAACCGUGGCCUGACUGCCCUAGACACUGUCCGGGAACUGCCUUCUCAAAAGAGCCAGCAGAUAGCAGCGCUUAUUGAAGAUCACAUGACUGGAAAAAGAAGUGCAAAAGAGGUUGAUAAAACCCUCAGGUCCCAGGGACCUCUCAUCUCCAAUAUGGACUCCAUAUCCCAGAAGUCUCAGGGUGAUGUGGAGAAAGCAGUGACUGAACUGAUCAUUGAUUUUGACACAAAUGCUGAAGAGGAGGGUCCCUACGAGGCGCUAUAUAAUGCCGUCUCCUGCCAUUCGUUGGACAGCAUGGCCAGUGGGCGAUCGUCUGACCGAGACUCUGUGAACAAGGAGACUGAGGCAGCAGGAGUGAAGGCUGCUGGAGUGAGGCCUAGGGAACGUCCACCGCCUCCUGCAAAGCCACCACCCGAUGAAGAGGAGGAAGAGCGCAUAGAUAAGAAGUAUUUUCCCUUGACAGCUUCUGAGGUCUUGGCCAUGAGGCCCUGGAUUCAGGGAAGUGCAGCCAGGGAGGAAGACGAGCAUCCUUACGAGCUGUUGUUAACAGCAGAAACAAAGAAGCUGGGAUCCAUGGAUGGGGACGGAAAACCAAAAGACCACAGGCGGAGCAGCAGCAGCCGGAGCCAGGACUCUGCGGAGGGGCAGGACGGGCAGGUCCCAGAGCAGUUCUCAGGUCUCCUCCACGGCUCCUCCCCGGUGUGUGAGGUGGGGCAGGACCCUUUCCAGCUGCUCUCUGCCACUGGCCAGAGCCAUCCAGAAGGGUCCCCCACACAGGGCGCCUGUCACGAGGCCAACAUGCAGCUGGAGGAGAUGGGUGUACACGCUCCUGGAGCCUCCCCACCCAGUGUCCUGGACCAGGGUAAGAGAGUGGGUUACCCGGCCAGCCUGCCCACCACCACCAGCCAAUCGCACCCCGAAACUUUGACUCACACAGCAUUGCAACACCCUGGUGGUGCCGAGGAAGAAAAAGACCGGAGUGGGACUAGGAGCCGAGCCCCUCCCACCAGCAAACCCAAAGCUGAACUCAAACUCAGCCGCAGCUUGUCCAAGUCUGACUCUGAUCUCCUGACCUGCUCACCCACGGAGGACACUACAAUGGGGAGCCGGAGCGAGUCCUUGUCUAACUGCAGCAUCGGGAAGAAGAGGCUGGAGAAAUCGCCCUCCUUUGCCUCUGAGUGGGAUGAGAUUGAGAAAAUCAUGAGCUCUAUUGGAGAAGGAAUUGACUUUUCUCAGGAACGGCAGAAGAUCUCAGGUUCGCGGACGCUGGAGCAGAGCGUCGGGGAGUGGCUGGAGGCGGUGGGGCUGCAGCAGUAUGAGAGCAAGUUGCUUCUGAAUGGCUUUGACGAUGUCCGCUUCCUGGGGUCUAACGUGAUGGAGGAGCAAGACCUGCGGGAUAUUGGCAUCACUGACCCCCAGCACCGGCGAAAGCUUCUCCAGGCAGCAAAGUCCCUGCCCAAGGUGAAAGCUCUGGGCUAUGAUGGCAAUAGCCCCCCAUCAGUGCCCUCCUGGCUGGACUCCCUGGGGCUGCAGGACUAUGUGCACUCCUUCCUGUCGAGUGGCUACAGCUCUAUUGAUACUGUGAAGAACCUCUGGGAACUGGAGCUUGUCAAUGUCCUGAAGGUGCACCUCCUUGGCCAUCGCAAGCGCAUCAUUGCCUCGCUCGCAGACAGGCCCUAUGAGGAACCACCCCAGAAGCCCCCACGGUUUUCCCAGCUGAGGUGCCAAGAUUUGCUCUCCCAGACAUCGUCCCCACUGAGCCAAAAUGACUCCUGCACUGGCCGUUCUGCUGACCUGCUGCUGCCUCCUGGGGACACAGGCAAGAGGCGGCAUGACAGUCUUCAUGACCCUGCAGCACCUUCCCGAGCAGAGCGCUUCAGAGUCCAGGAAGAGCAGCGCGAAGCCAAACUGACCCUUCGGCCCCCCAGCCUGGCUGCGCCUUACGCCCCAGUGCAGAGUUGGCAACACCAGCCAGAGAAACUCAUCUUCGAGUCCUGUGGUUACGAAGCCAAUUAUCUGGGCUCCAUGCUGAUCAAAGAUCUUCGAGGGACAGAAUCCACACAGGACGCCUGUGCCAAGAUGCGGAAAUCCACCGAGCACAUGAAGAAGAUCCCCACUAUCAUCCUGUCCAUCACAUACAAAGGUGUCAAGUUCAUCGAUGCCUCCAACAAGAAUGUUAUUGCGGAGCACGAGAUCCGGAACAUUUCCUGUGCGGCCCAGGACCCAGAGGACCUCUGUACCUUUGCCUACAUCACCAAGGACCUGCAGACCAGCCACCACUAUUGCCAUGUUUUCAGCACAGUGGACGUGAACCUGACCUACGAGAUCAUCCUGACGCUGGGGCAGGCGUUUGAGGUGGCCUACCAGCUGGCCCUGCAGGCCCAAAAGUCCCGGCCGCUAGGGGCCUCUGCUGCCGAGACGAUUGAAACAAAAUCUUCCAAGCCAGUGCCUAAGCCUCGGGUUGGCACGAGGAAGUCAGCACUGGAACCGCCCGACCUGGACCCGGACACCCAGUCCCAUGCCAGCGUCUCCUGGGUUGUGGACCCUAAGCCAGACUCUAAGCGGAGCCUCAGCACCAACUGAGCCACUGAGGAGCCAACCAUGCUGCGGAGACACAGACGUGGGGAGCACAGGCUCCCGCCGCUGCCACCGCCGCCACCACCACUGUGUCACCUGCAGCUUUGAAGACCCAGGCCCAGCCUCUACCUGUCGCAGCUCCUUGGGGCUGCUUGGCCUGGACCUGCCACCACCAGGUCUUACAGAGCAAGCCGCACUCCAUGCCUCGAGCAGACGAGACUGAACUCCAGAGAGUCAAGAAGUGACUUGUCCAGAAGACAUUUUUUUAAUAGAAAACAACUUUUCUAUAAAAUGAAUUUUUAAGACUUGGCUCAAACCUCUAGGUUAAACUGCCAACCUUUAGACAGGCGGCCAUCGGAUCAGAGGGCAGGGGACCCAAGCAUGGCUAUAAGGCCAGUCUGAGAAGCCUUCUGUCCUCAAGACAGGAUGUUGGCGUGUUCCAGGAAGGCGCCGGCCUCUGGGUGCACUGAAAGCAGGCACGAGUGGGCAAAAUCGAGCGGGUUUGUUCGAGUCUACCUUCCAAACCCAACCACGUCUGUCGCUGUUCCUUACGAGCUGCGCAACUUCUCGUGCUGGUCCGGAGCUGGAUACCGCCUCUGCGGUAAGAACACAGCCGCAGAGACACGUGGCAAAGCAAAGGCUCCCGGCCCAUUUCAGGGGUUCCAAAUGUGCAGGCCCCAAGGCCAGAGCUGAGGGAGCAGUUCCUGGUGCCACAAAGUCUGAGCCGGCACCAGAGCCCUGGGCCGCCCCUGGGUGCCUGCCCUGCUGGCGGUCAGGCACUUGCCCAUGCUGCCUGGCGGCCUCGGGUCACCCGAGUUCAGUCAGAAAGUAGAAAAAGCAGCUUUGUUUCGGGCAUUAACAGGUAGGUCGCUAAGACUGCUACCUGCCAAUCUGUGAUUUGUCUAAUCAGGUCUGUGUGAUUAGGACUCACUUUGAUUCUCUGAAUUAUUGGUUUGACUGUUGUAUUUCAGCUGCUGGAUUCAUCCCUGGCUCCAAGUGUAGAGAAGGCUAAAUAAGAUGACAGUUGAUUCGAGUCUCCCCCAGUGUGGCCUUCGGGGUGGGCUGGGGUCCUGGUGCACCACCGCCCUUCUGCUGGCUUGCUUGGUUUUUUAACUGGGAAUCUUGCUCUGUACUCCUGAAGUUGGUAGAGGCAACUGGGUUAAUUCCCGUGAGGCCAAGGGGCAGAGGCGGCUCAGCUGCUUGUCUGGUACCUUCCAGAGUAGGGAACAGAGGGGAGCCCUUCCUCCUGUGGGUAAUUGAGCAGCCCUCUUGUUUUGCUGGCAUGGGGCAGGCUGCUCCCUGGGCCCACAUCCUCAGCUUCGUGGGACUUCUUUCCCAGCAAGGCUGUGAAUUGACCUUCCCUGUGGGUUCUGUGCAGGGAGAGUGCUCUUAGGCACACUCACAACCCCUGCGAUUGGCCAGACAUGGAAAGCCUGGCCCCUGCCAACUUGAGGCUGGACCCCAGGGGUGGCACCCCCCUCUCUGGGCAGGGGUAGGGGACCCUCCACUCUCCGGUACUAAACAAGGACCUCAAUGCCUGUGCAUCACUUCGCUUCCUGCUCCUCUCAAGGCCCGUGAGCCUGCCAUCAGCUGCCACCAUGCAGUGCUGGCACAGUUCCCUCCCCCCUGCAAGAGGCCUGGCCCCGGCUACAUGCACCUCUCUGGAGGCGGCAGGUCCAAACAGCAAACUAGACACUACGAUGAGCUGCUCGAGCUGUCUUUUUGUUUUUAAAUCAUAUGUAGGUGUUUCCUCCCCUUGAAGCUGCUAUAUAUUUAUUCAGGGUGUUUUUGUAUUGGAAAGCCUUGGCUAGUGCGCUCUGGCUCUGGGUUUGCAUUUGAGAUUGGUUUAUUUCUUAAUAGUCAAGCAGGGUAGGAACUGGAUCUUUCUUUCCUCUUUACUUCUCCUCCGGGGCAGGUACUCCCUAUUCCCUAGACAGCAGUGGUGUGACUCCAAGGACAGGCUUCGGGUAGAAAAGCCUCAGCUUCUGCACCUGUCGGAGUUCCGAGCAGGCUCCGAGCUGUGCGAGGCCCCUUCUAGACAGACUUCAGGGGACCCAGUGUCUUCGCCGGCCACAGGUUCUCCACUUGCCCCUCUCCCGCUUUCGUAGGACCCCUCCCGCCGCUCCGCAUUCACAGUGCCCCACAUCCCCCUGGUCUCUAGCACCACGUUCUAGCAGGAGUUCCCCGAGAAGCCUCGGGCUGCAUCGGCAGCAAACACGGCUGCAAUCGGUCCCACACGAGAGAGUUAGCCUGACCCGGGCCCACUCCUGAGAUGCUGGGCCUGCGGGAGGCUGGUCAGGUGCGGUUCACAACAGUGUUGUUGCUUGCUAAUGGGAUGGCAAUGGGACUGAAUUGUAAUAAAACUGUUAUUUAAUCUUUGUCUCUGUAUUUUGAUACUUGAAUGAAUUCCCCUUUUAUUUUACUGUACAUAUAAUUGUUAGUCUGAUUUUGUCCGAUUUACGAACAUCUUGUGGUACCAAACAUACCCACUCUGUGCAACGACAUAGACUGACCUCACUACACAGGAGAGAGUGUAAAUAUUCCUGGGCUUCCGGCUUUGGUUUUGUUAUUUUCAUAACUGUACAACUUAGAACAAUUAAUAAAUGAGAAGCAACACGAAAUCA
Messenger RNA from Nyctereutes procyonoides (raccoon dog), 6163 nucleotides. RefSeq names its product ankyrin repeat and sterile alpha motif domain containing 1A (gene ANKS1A). The record is from RefSeq and is a predicted model, not a curated record. NCBI's taxonomy places the organism in Eukaryota, Metazoa, Chordata, Mammalia, Carnivora, Canidae. The transcript is spliced from 25 exons. Bases 66 to 3545 code for a protein of 1159 amino acids. Gene Ontology annotation, molecular function: protein binding. Gene Ontology annotation, cellular component: cytosol.